This is a messenger RNA of Amoebophrya sp. A25, 1590 nucleotides long. The record is from the annotation of a GenBank genome assembly. NCBI's taxonomy places the organism in Eukaryota, Dinophyceae, Syndiniales, Amoebophryaceae.
GGCGGAAGUAGAUAUGCGUGUGGAGGAGGACUUCUUGGCGCGAACAUCACGUGGCCCAGGCUGUUCUCCACAGGAAACUAGUUACAAUUUGAAUUUUAUCUCUACUGCAGGGCCAGAAACAGGAGCAGGAGCAUCAAGAACUGGAGCAAAACAAGAGAAUGUUAAACCAACUCCAGCAAGACCGACAACUACAUCAGCACCAUAUUAUCCAAUCAGAGACCCACAGCAGUAUGACCUUCAGCAUCAACAUCUAGCAGAAGACGAUCAUACGAGAGAACAAGCAGGUUUACAACUACAACUACAAGCAGACGUUCAGUCUGCACACACUCCCUCCAAUGAAGUAGAAGUUGUACAACACAUGAACGCUACCGAGCAAGAACAGCACAUGAAAAAUGUUGAGGAAGAACGACUACAAAACAUGAUGCGUGGCUUAAGUUUGCGCGUUAGUCAAGUAGUGCGGGAACAACUAGUGCAAUUAGCCGACGACUUCGACACGGAUUCAGCAAGAUACACCUGGCCACUUGGUAACUGUAACUCUUCUAGUAGUAACAGCAGUACCGGCAGUGGAGAAAGCUCUUUCGGCUCUUUAGAAAGUGCUGGUUAUGGUCAUGUUCGUGGUCAAGGUCGCGGUGAAGAAGAUGAGCAGGAGGACCUUGGUGGAGGUAGUUCGAGGAGGAGAAGGAGACAGGAAAUUCUUAUGAUUUGACCUGAUAGAAGAUAGGAAUGAUUCAAUUGAAGAAGUUGUGCCGUUUUUCCUAGAGAAUUUGAUAGGACUGUCACCUUCUACAAGUGCAACGUCGUAGCGUACUUACCUUGUUAUACAUUUAAACCAUCAUCAACCUACCUAUAUAUAACUUAUACUGUUGUAUGUGCGAUCUCUUCUAAUUUAUAGCGCAGGAGGAUCCAUAGUCUCGCGACCGCAGCCUCGUUAGAUAGCAGCAUGGCGGAGUCGGUGGAGCGUCGUAUUGGCUCUCCUAGAAGUACCGACCAGGGGCAACAAAAGUACUACUAUCUUGUCGCGGAUGCUAGUGGAGACGAUCAUGAAGGGGUUGGUGUGGAAGAUGCUAACAAUGUUGAAGAUAAUCAAAGUCAAACAACUGGAGGUAGAACUCAAACUAGUGUAGUUUUGACGAGGAAAGACCAUCUAUUGCGUGAGUACCUAAAGGAAAAAGAAAAAGCAGAUAUUCAAUAUCGCAAACUUGCUAUUCUCUCGCGCACCCACUCGAUUGAAGGAGGAGCAUGAUCCCCCUUCUUCAUCUCGCUGCCUACUGCUAUUUUGCUUGGACCCAUUUUCGCUCUGAGUCUGACGUAUCAUGAAGAUCAUUUCGCACCCCUGCUUUAUUUUUCCAAACGCGUUUUACUUUUUUAUGUAUGUUCUAUCCAAAGUCGAUUUAUUUUCUAGUGUCGGCUGCGGUGGUUUACGCUUACCGCAGACGACGAGCAUGGCAGGUGUAUGUCCUCUGCGUGUGUUGCCAUGUUUUCCAAGUGAAGAACUUCUACCGACGUUUUGCUGUAGUAGAGGAGGUUGCUAUGUGCGAUAGACGACGCAAUGUUGUCUAUCGGCUGAGUAAAUAGUUAGUCUCCUAAAAA